CGGGGUCUGGGAGGGACCGAAGCCUGGAGGUCUGGCCGCGGGCCCGGGGCGUCUUAGUCAUGUUUCCGUCCGCCUGCUAAGGGGCGCCCUGGGGCCGGAACCAGUGAUGCGGGGCUCAGGCGCUUGAGGCCGGAAAGCGAUGCGGAGCAGAGGGUGUUGAGGUCUGGCUCAGGGCUGGGUCUCCACCCGGGGUGAGGAAAGUUUUCAUCACUAGUGGAACUGAGAGGAACUAUGAAGGAGAAGGUCGCGGGGCUGGGGAAUCCCUGACCAACUGGCUUUUACUACCCACGUUUUUAAUUUGUCCCGUUCUACUAAAAGACAUCGAGAUAAAAGUUACGCAAAGCACUGUUGCCUUCCUCGAUUCGUUCAUGUCUAAAACGUGAAAUAGUCUAAAACAAGGCAAUGUGGAAAUGCGAUUAUGCUCAGGAAUAAAUAAAUAAGUAGGAAAUGCUAAAUCUAAUGCACUUCUUUAAAUAAGAUGUUUGAAAGAGCCUAAUGACUCAGUCAUUAAAGAAAGCUACCAAAUGCCACAUGACCAUCUGUAGUGGUCCCAUAAUAUUUUGGCGGUUUUUAAAUGUCAUCUUUUUGUAUUUCCUGAAAUUCAUCUAUUAGAUAACUUCAUUCAUCUAUUAGAAUAUGAAAGAAAAAUAAGUCUCACAAGAUUCUGUAAAGUAUAUUCUUAUGUUUUUCAGCAGAAAAGAGACCAGUAUCCUGAAUUUAUUUUGAUGGUCAAAAAGUUAAAGUGAACAAGCUUUUGUAAUAAGCCAAAUAACAACAAAAAGAGUUGUAUCAAAGAAAAGGAUCUGAAGUUUUCAAGAAAAAUUUGAUUCAUUAUUAUGGAUUUGUGAAAUAUAUAUAGAUCUAUAAAGGACAGUAUAAUGAACUCCAUGUAAUGAUCACCUGACUUCAGGGCUUUCUAUUUUGCAGUUUUGUUUGUGCCUUCUAUUUUGGUUUUGGGAAUUGAGUUCACAGUUCAAAGAAGGAGACUCAAAACUACUGAGAUAAUCUAUGGAAUAAAGAAAACAGAAAUUAUGAGUGGAGGAUCUCAAGUCCACAUUUUUUGGGGUGCUCCAGCUAGUCCACUGGAAAUGACAGUAUCACAGAGAACAACUUUAAUGUCCACUGCAGACCCCUGGAAAAAAUUUCAACUUUGGUACAAUCAGCAUUCUUUGCAUCUGAAGGACGAAAACCAUGAGCCAAACAAUCUCAAAGACUAUCAAGUCUCAGAAGCUAUUACUGGCCCUCCAGAUCUUUUAAGUGGUUGUUGUUUAGUGAAUUCUAUGAGUAGAUCUGUUCAAGUUAAAGAUGAUUUUACAUACUUUACUUCAGAAACACAGAAUAUAAAAUCCCAGAAGAUUUACCCUUCAGGGCUGAGUGACGUAACUAAUUCUAAUGUGCAAAUACACGGAUUUAAGGGCACAGUUCAGCAUUUACCUGAAGAAAAAAAGAAUCAAAAGGUUCAAUGUGAAAAUAAUAAAAUUACAGAUGAAGAGCCUAAAAAUCAAUCAAACUUAUGUCAAAACUUUCAAACAAAUUCCUUUCAGUUAGAUCAUAAAUGUGCAGUUACAUUGGAUUUGGUUGGUAGUACUAAACAAACUAAUACAGAUCUUGAAGCUAUAGAAACAAAGUACAAGCCAACAGAACACCAUGAAAUGCAAAACCAGUGUCUGGACUUCUUUUCCUCUAAUGCAGUAGAUGAGCCAAGGUCUGAUAGAGCAGUUAGGAAUGUCUCAAACCUUAAAAUAUCUACUGACACUGAAUUUCUGAGAAUAAUGAUCUCCAGCCAGGUUGCUUUUUUAGCUCAAAGGGAGGAUAGAGCUCUGAAUUCUAUAAAUAAAGGGACCAUAAGCAUGGAAACUGAACCAAAGGCAAGUCAUGGGGAAAUAAGAAUAACUGAAGAUAGUUUUAUUCAGCCUAAUGAUGAUUUUGCAGAAGGACAUGAAAGAGGACAAAAUGAAGAAACAUAUUCCUUAGAACUUUUUAGUCCUAUUUGUCCUGAAAAAAAAAGUAGCCACAUUCACAUAAACCCUGAAAAAGAUGUUGAAGAAAAUAUAGAAUCUCAAAAACUUUUCAGUUCUGAAGAUAAACUGUCACCAAAUGAGAUCUGUAUUGAGUUGUGUCGCUCAGGAACACAGUGUUCCCAACUGAAUACCUUUCACAAAAGUGCUGUUAAAAGAAAUUGGAGCUCUGAAGAUAAAUCAGGCAAUUCCAAAGCUCUGUCUAAAGUCCUCCAAGUAUCUAAGAAAAUGAAGUUGGGUUCUAAUGCAAGAGAUUCUAUCAUAGCAAUGAGCCAGAGGAAUGUGUCUGAAUUUAAGGGUAUUAAAAAAAUAUCAUUAAUAAAAAAUUGUGAUUCUAAAAGUCAGAAGUAUAAUUGUUUAGCUAUGGUGCUAACUCCAAGUCAGAUGAAAGAAAUAAACAUAAAAUCUGGACCCAAUUCUGGAUCUAAAGUGCCUUUAGCAACAAUUAUAGUAAUUGAUCAAUCAGAAAUUAAGAAGAAGGUUUUUCUGUGGAGAACUGCUGCAUUUUGGGCACUUACAGUAUUUCUGGGAGAUAUAAUUUUACUCACAGAUGUUGUUAUUCAUGAGGAUCAAUGGAUUGGUGAGAUAAUACUCCAAUCAACAUUCACAAGUCAGUUAUUAAAUCUUGGGAAUUAUUCAUCUGUACAGCCAGAAGAAUAUUCCAAUAUAGUUAGUGAUGUUGCACUUCAGGAUUUACUGGCAUAUGUGUCUUCAAAACAUUUCUAUCUUGAAGAUCUUCCACAGAGGCAGCCUCAGAAAGUGAACAGUAUAGAGUUUGUAGAAUUGGAGCAACUACAACCUGAUAGAUUAGUCCAUGCAGUACUAAGAAUUGUGGAUAUCACUAUACUGACAGAGUCAUUAUACACUUACAGAGGACAAAAGCAAAGGAAAGUUAUGUUAACAGUGGAACAGGCCCAAGGUCAACACUAUGUGCUUGUAUUAUGGGGUCUUGGAGCAGCCUGGUACCCUCAACUUCAAAGGAAAAAAGAUUAUAUUUGGGAAUUUAAAUAUCUUUUGGUUCAGCACAACUGCACACUGGAAACCCUAGAGUUGCAUACAACGCCUUGGUCAUCCUGUGAAUGUCUGUUUGAUGAUGAUAUAAGGGCAGUUACAUUUAAAACAAAAUUUCAAAAUAGUGUACCUACUUUUGUCAAGAUGUCAGAUUUAGCGGCACACUUAAAGGAUAAGUAUUCAGGAGUAGUUCUAAUUAAAGCUCAAAUUUUAGAGCUAGUAUUUCCUGUUGCAGCAGCUCAGAAGAUAACUCUAAAUGCUCACUGUUCCCUGAAGAGUAUCUUCUCCUCUCUCCCCCACAUUAUAUAUACUGGCUGUGCAAAAUGUGGAUUGGAACUAGAAACAGAUGAAAACAAAAUCUACAGACAGUGUCUUAGCUGCUUGCCAUUUGCUAAGAAGAAAACACAUUAUAGGCCAGCUUUAAUGACUGUAGCUGAUGGAACACAUAACAUUUGCAUCCAUGUAGGAUCAGAGUUAAUAGAGAAGAUUCUUCUCAACAUUUCUCCAGACUGCCUCAACAGAAUUGUAGUACCUUCUUCAGAGAUCACCUAUGGAAUGGUUGCAGCAGACCUGCUUCUCUCCUUGUUGAUGGAUAGCACAGAGCCUUGUGUAUUGAAGAUUCAGAGCCUUUUUGUCUUAGAUGAAAAUAGUUACCCAUUGCAACAGGAUUUCUCCCUACUGGAUUUCUGUCCUGGUCAAUGUAAGGCAUGGAGCCCUUCUCUGAGGCCACAUGAGGAAGUUGUAGACAUUCCAAAGAAGAAGUACUGAAAUGAUUUGUGUUUUAAAUGAAUGAUAGGGGUUUUGCUUUGGGCUUGUUUUAUAUAUAUAUAUAUAAAAUAAAGAAAAUUGUGCUAAACAUAUGAAUUAAAAUUAUUUUUUUCUAAGAAAA
Messenger RNA from Ictidomys tridecemlineatus (thirteen-lined ground squirrel), 3918 nucleotides. The record is from RefSeq and is a predicted model, not a curated record. Lineage: Eukaryota; Metazoa; Chordata; Mammalia; Rodentia; Sciuridae.